GAUUUCCAAAAGCUUCGCUGCCAAACCAUUGAACGAAACAAAAUUUUGCCAAAAAAUGGUCAUGAUAUUCUGAAUGAGUUGAAGGCACGUGAUUCGCGCCGAUUAUCAAUAGGAUACGCGAGCAUAGAUGAAUUAUUAGGCGGUGGAUUACAACCUGGUGAUAUUACGGAGAUUAGCGGAGAAUCUACUGCUGGAAAAACCAGG
Racocetra fulgida is the source of this 204-nucleotide messenger RNA. Lineage: Eukaryota; Fungi; Glomeromycota; Glomeromycetes; Diversisporales; Gigasporaceae. The record is from the annotation of a GenBank genome assembly.